AUGUCGUCACAACGGUCCAGAGACGAGCUCGACCCCGAACACCCCAAUCCCUGCUAUCCGAGAGCGUGCGCCAUUCAAGGGUGUCUGCAAAAGUCCGGCUUCGACCAGUCACGGUGCGAAUACCUGGUCGACGACCUCUAUCGGUGCUGCGCCAAGUUCUACCAGCAGCGCGGCAAGGAUGCCGAGGCAGAUAGCUGUCCGAUUCCAUCAGUAGUUGAGAGGAGAAUACGAAAGAUGGAGCAGGAGGGAAAGGGUGGUGCUGGCGGUGCGCUGCUCGAGUCCAAGAAGCGGUGA
Molecule: messenger RNA, 294 nt
Organism: Pseudozyma hubeiensis SY62
Lineage: Eukaryota; Fungi; Basidiomycota; Ustilaginomycetes; Ustilaginales; Ustilaginaceae
Exons: 1
Coding region: 1-294 (97 amino acids)
Cellular component (GO): mitochondrial intermembrane space
Source: RefSeq, a predicted model, not a curated record